This is a messenger RNA of Schistosoma mattheei, 2919 nucleotides long. The record is from the annotation of a GenBank genome assembly. NCBI's taxonomy places the organism in Eukaryota, Metazoa, Platyhelminthes, Trematoda, Strigeidida, Schistosomatidae.
AUGAGUGGACAUUCUGUAUUUCACCAAUAUGAAGGUCUUUCUAGAGGGCUCUUAAGUCCAGUUAAUUAUGUCAGAUGUCAACAAAUCAAUCAACACCUAGUCAAUAGACUAGGUUUAGAAACUAGCCUUCAGGGUCAUCAUGGUUGUGUUAACUGCUUAGAAUGGAACGAGCGUGGUUCCUAUCUUGCUAGUGGUUCAGAUGAUCGGCGUCUAAUUAUCUGGGAUCCAUUUGAACGUAAAUCUCUUUUAACAAUGAACACUGGUCAUAUGGCGAAUAUAUUUUCUGUUAAGUUCUUAUCUAGUCUAAAUGAGAAUCUGAUUGUAACGGGUGCAGCUGAUAACAAAAUUCGUGUACAUGACAUUAAAGCACUAGAAACUCGGCAUGUAUUUUCUUGUCAUUCAGGUCGCGUUAAACGAUUGGCGAAUACUCCGUCCGAACCAUUCUUAUUUUGGUCAGCCUCAGAAGAUGGGACCUGUAGACAGUUUGACCUACGAGAUCCUGAUCAGACUUCUGUAAAUAAACCAUGUAAUGUAUUAGUCAAUUUACGGUUUCAAGAUAACGUUUUUGCCGAAGCUAAGUGUAUUGCAGUAAAUCCAUUAAAGUCUGAAUUGGUUGCUAUCGGUGGGAAUGAACCAUUUGUACGAAUGUUUGAUCGGCGUAAAUUAACACUUUCUACGUAUGAUAGUGUUACACCACAGGAGAGAAUACAAGCUGCAUCAAGGAGAACCCCUAUAAACAUUCCAUCAAGCUCGCUGCCUUCAUUUCCCUAUGGUGCAGCUAAAUAUUUUGUUCCAUCUCAUCUACCUGGUAAAAUAUUAACUGAUGGUUUAGACAAUCAAACUUUCAGUGUAACAUCAGUCAGUUUUAGUUCAGAUGGUGAAGAACUACUAGCUAAUGUUGGACGUGAUAAUAUUUAUCUAUUUCAUUUAGCUUCACAAAAUGAACCAUUUCAAUGUCAAUCAUCGUUUAAAUCAACUAAAUUAUUGUAUAGUUUAUCUGCAACGCAACCAAGGGAUAGGUUUCGUUCUUUUCGUAUUCCUACCUGGUUUCGUCCUUCAAAUAUGGGAUAUUAUGAUUCUUAUUCGGGUUCAACUUAUGAUUACCGUUGUAAUUCUUCUAUGGCUUCUGAUUACUCAGUCGUACUGGCUUCACGAUUAAUUGAAGCCAAGGCGUAUGCUGUUGCAGUUCAUAAGUAUAAUCAACUUAUUCAACAGUAUCCUUUCUGUCCUCAACUGUAUACAGGUCGCGCUACUGCUUUAAUUAAAAGAAAUUGGAAUGGCGAUAUUUAUAAUGCGCUAUUGGAUUGCCGAAAUGCUAUCCAACUGACUACUCAAAGCAACAAUGAUCCUGUCAGCAUCCAAAAUAACUAUACCAUUAAUAAACAUCAAUUGUUAAGCAGUUCCGUUUACCUUACAGCUCUAUUACUUUCAGUUCGAUGUUUAUUAUGUUUGGAUUGGUUAAAUGCUGCUCUACAUGAUAAUAAUGAUAACAAUGAUACCAAUGAUGAUAAUGAUGAUGACGACAAUGAUGCCAAAGGAUCUACAAUACCAAGACCAGAAACUUUAUCUUUCUUGAAAUGCGAUAACAUAUGUGAACAAAUAUCCUCAGAAUCUUGGAAUCGUCCCAGUCUUGACAAUCAAAUAAAUCCAAGACUAUGUGCUUGUUUAAAUUGCUCAUGUAAUCGAAUGUGGAUAGAAGAGGAUGAAAGAGAAAGGCGAAAAAAUGCCAUCGACUUUUCAGCAUCUUAUAUUGGUCAUUGCAAUUCAAUAACAGAUAUUAAAGAAGCAAAUUUCUUUGGGAGCUAUGGGCAAUAUAUUGUCGGUGGGUCUGAUUGUGGUGCAUUUUUUAUAUGGGAUCGUAAUACAACUAAUAUAAUGCGUAUAUUGAAGGCUGACAGUUCUACUGUGAACUGUGUUCAACCUCAUCCGUCUAUUUGUUUGUUGGCAAGUUCCGGAAUUGACUCUGUUGUAAGACUAUGGUCACCGAAUUGUGAAGAAGACCCUGAUCAAUCACGAGUUGUUAGAGAUCAAGUUGGAGCAGCUGAACGGAAUCAACAACGUUCUAACGCUGAUCCUCUGGAAAUAAUGUUGUUAAAUAUGGGUUAUAAUUUUCGUGGUCUUGAUUUUGAUUCUAAUAGAGCUAGGAGAUCGAGAAAUCGCGAUUGUACUGAUGAACGGAAUAACGAAGAAGAGAAUGAAUCUAGUGAUGAUGACGAUGAUGAUCAUAAUAAUAACCACGACAACAUCAAUUUCGAAAGAGAUUCUUAUUCUGCACUGCAACCUUCUGGAAACGAAACCCAUACUAAUGCCAAUCAUCCUGCUGGAAGUCUUGACGACACAUUGCACAGUGAAUCUUUUCUGAAUAACGUAAAUUUAGUGAAUGAAAGCAUUGAAGGAGUUGGUCAAACUGAUAGUCAAAAACGUACUGGGAAUGAAUCCAUUGAUUUAUCUUGUCAGUUAGGUUGUUCUCAAGCACCUAAGCAAAAACGAACAAAAAUAGGAAGUUUAACUGAUGAAGAAACCUCUUUUCAACCAUCUGUCGCUGCUAUCAUAUUCAAUAGUGAUUUGAGUUCUGAUGAUGAUGAUGAGCCUAAUGCUACUUCAGUAGAUAAGAAUACACAAUGUCGACGUAAUCGUUCACGUCGAAUACAGUCUAGUCAUAGUCGACAUAUAAGACAUAUUCGUACACGAAGAAUACCAAUUAGUGCCACUUUUUCUGAUUCCGACGUUGUAACUACUCCAUGGUUAAUUGAUUUUUUCCCUAUUGAAGUUCAUUCAGUCAAUUCACAGUCAACAUUAAAUGAAACAUUAAGUGAGCGAGAAGAGCCAGGACAAGAGGAACGAAGAAAUACUUAUCGAGAGGAUGAUGAUAGAGACGAUGAUAACGGUAUAUCAGAAGUCUCUUGCACUGUCAGUUGA